This is a messenger RNA of Triticum aestivum (bread wheat), 915 nucleotides long. RefSeq names its product probable lipid phosphate phosphatase beta. The record is from RefSeq and is a predicted model, not a curated record. Gene Ontology annotation, molecular function: sphingosine-1-phosphate phosphatase activity. The coding region runs from base 105 to 728 and encodes 207 amino acids. NCBI's taxonomy places the organism in Eukaryota, Viridiplantae, Streptophyta, Magnoliopsida, Poales, Poaceae. The transcript has a single exon.
UCCAAAUUCCAAUCCUCCGGAUCUCGUAGGCCAAAGAGCAAAAUCAUAGAGGGGGGAACCGACCGACAGACACCUGUGCCGACCCUUCGCCUCUGCCGGCGCGCAUGGCUUCCGCAUCCGCCUCGCCACCGGCGAACGCUCGCUCACCGCAGGCGCUGUCCAAGUCCACUCUCCUGGGGGGCGUUGGGGUUCUGGACGCGGCCGUGUCCCUCCGCCUCCACGCUCUCUUCCUCCCGGUGCCCCGCCUCCUCCUCAAGGCCUUCGAGGUCGCCGGCGACGGGCGCAUCUGGCUCCCCGUCCCCAUCUCCCUGCUGCUGAUCUCCACCACCACCUCGUCCGUGGUCUCCCCUCUCCUCGUCGGCCUCGUCGUGGCCCUGGUGCUCGACCUCGCCUUCGUCGGCCUCGCCAAGCUCAUCGUCCGCCGCCCGCGCCCGGCAUACAACGCCGCGGACAUGUACGUCGCCUUCGCCGUUGACCACUGGUCCUUCCCCAGCGGCCACUCCUCGCGCGCCUUCCUCGUCGCCGCCUUCCUCGCGGACGGGGGCCUCCCUCUCCCUCGCGAGGUGCUGUUCCUCUGGGCGGCCGCGACUUCGGCGUCAAGGGUACUUCUGGGCCGGCACUACAUUCUCGAUGUGGUCGCCGGGGCUUGGCUCGGCGUGCUGGAGGCCUGGCUCAGCAACUUGAUCUUGAGAUUCUUGUGCGGCCGCAGCAGCUUUCUUGUGUGCUAGUUCUUGCAUGUUUUUGGUCACACAAUUGCAUUUUUCCUUGCAAUUGAUUCACGUUUGUGAGCACCCGUGUUCUUGUUAGUGCUUGAACUGAUGAGUAUGCCAUGAAGGAUGUAUUGAAGCCAGUUGCUUUUUUAUGAGCACCCUGCACUUUUAUGAGUACAGUUGCUGGUAGAUGGCGGUUUCUUCA